GGCUGCUCACGCUAAGGGCCACAGCGGCAGCGCUCCGGCCUCGCACCGCCGCUCCACGCCUCGCGGGGCCCGCGGGGCCAGCCCGGCCGGGCGGGGAUGCUGGGGCGGAGGGCGCAGUGGCUGUGCUGGUGGUGGGGGCUGCUGUGCAGCUGCUGCGGCCCCCCGCCGCUGCGGCCCCCCCUGCCCGCCGCCGCCGCUGCCGCCGACGGGGGGGCGCUGCUGGGGGACGGCGGGAGCCCGGGCCACGCGGAGCAGCCGCCGCCGCCGCCGCAGUCCUCCUCGGGCUUCCUCUACCGGCGGCUCAAGACGCACGAGAAGCGCGAGAUGCAGAAGGAGAUCCUCUCCGUGCUGGGGCUCCCGCACCGGCCCCGGCCCCUGCACGGCCUCCAGCAGCCGCAGCCCGCUGCGCUCCCGCAGGAGCAGCCUCGCGGGGAGCCCCCUCCCGGGCGGCUGAAGUCUGCGCCCCUCUUCAUGCUGGAUCUGUACAACGCCCUGGCAGCCGACGACGAUGAGGACUGGGCGUCGGACGAGGAGAGGCGGCAGCCCGGGCCCCGAGGAGGGGCCGGCUCGUCUCAGCCCCGGCAGCCGCCCCCCGGCGCGGCGCACCCGGUCAACGGCAAGAGCCUCCUGGCCUCGGGACCCGGCGGCGGCACGUCCCCACUGACCAGUGCGCAGGACAGCGCCUUCCUCAACGACGCGGACAUGGUCAUGAGCUUUGUGAACCUGGUGGAGCACGAGAAGGAGUUCUCCCCUGGCCAGCGAUACCACAAAGAGUUCAAGUUCAACUUAUCCCAGAUUCCUGAGGGUGAGGCGGUGACGGCUGCAGAAUUCCGAAUCUACAAGGACUGUGUUGUGGGGAGUUUUAAAAACCAAACUUUUCUUAUCAGCAUUUAUCAAGUCUUGCAGGAGCAUCAGCACAGAGACUCUGACCUAUUUUUGUUGGACACCCGCGUGGUGUGGGCCUCAGAAGAAGGCUGGCUGGAAUUUGACAUCACAGCCACUAGCAACCUGUGGGUCGUGACCCCACAGCACAACAUGGGGCUUCAGCUGAGCGUGGUGACUCGGGAUGGACUCAACAUCAACCCCCGAGCUGCAGGCCUGGUGGGCAGAGAUGGCCCUUACGACAAGCAGCCCUUCAUGGUGGCCUUCUUCAAAGUGAGUGAGGUCCAUGUGCGCACCACGAGGUCAGCCCCUGGGCGGCGCCGACAGCAGAGCCGAAAUCGCUCCACCCAGUCGCAGGACGUGUCGCGGGUCUCCAGCGCUUCAGAUUAUAACAGCAGUGAGUUGAAAACAGCCUGCAGGAAACAUGAGCUUUACGUGAGCUUCCAAGACCUGGGAUGGCAGGACUGGAUCAUCGCACCCAAGGGCUAUGCUGCCAAUUACUGUGAUGGAGAAUGCUCCUUCCCGCUCAAUGCACACAUGAAUGCCACAAACCACGCGAUCGUGCAGACGCUGGUUCACCUUAUGAAUCCUGAGUAUGUCCCCAAACCUUGCUGUGCGCCGACCAAACUGAAUGCCAUCUCGGUUCUUUACUUUGAUGACAACUCCAAUGUCAUCUUGAAAAAAUACAGGAAUAUGGUCGUCAGAGCUUGUGGAUGCCACUAACUCAAAACCAGUUGCUGGGGACACAGAUGCUGCCUUGGGUUCCCAGAUGACAUCUGCCUUAAAAACAAACAUUCAGAAGCACAGCGAAGGGGGGAGGCGAGGCUUUGAAGCCGUUCAGUGCUGGUUGGUGCCUUACCGCCCACAGAAGAUUGUAAAGGGCCUCGUUAAUAAUUCGCUCACACAGUAAAUAACGUGAGUAGUUGUUGGUCUAUAGGAAAUGGAGUUUGGAUGUCUGCAGUAUGAAGUCUGGUUAACUAAAGAAACAUAACUUUGAAGUAUUCCCCCCCCGCCCCCACACACACACCCAACAAAAGAAAGAGCCCACUGAAAUUAGUUUUAGCUUUAGAUCAAGCUAUUUGUGGCAUUAGUGUCUAACAGUAAAUAGGGAAAAUAAUCUUAAAAGGAGUAUUCUUGGCUAAAGUAUCCACCCGUUCUGUAGUGUUUGUCGAAGGGAGACCUACAGAUAAUGGAAACUGGGGGGAAAUGCCUCUGUUCACAGAUUUCAUUCCCAGAAAAGUUGGUUUCAUGUAGGAUCAACAGCCUGGGUCGUCCCCAGGGCUGCGUGGAAGUGCCUUGUCUCCGUCGCUGCCGUUAGCGUUUGUGGUGGAGUUCUGUUGGUGUGAAAAUAUACUUAUUUCGGUCCAACAAACGAUGUCAUUUCCACACCUCGGUCCCCUACCCCCACCCCAACAUUUGCUAUUUUCUCUGCUAACACCAUAAGUGGGGCGAGUUGAGCAUUGCGGUGAGGCUACAGGGGGCCAGAAGCAUUUUUGACAGCCAUCACUUUAACCGUGUCACACGUGAAAGCCAUUCUGUGCCUCCUCUUCUGGAACGGCUCUUGGAAAAGCACAUUAACUUCGGGAAUGUAGGCUUUAAUAGUUCACCUAUCUCAGUAAAAUGGCUGUCUGCCUUUUACUGGACAGCAUGCCAGGUCACGGGGUUAGAAGCAAUAAAGGAAACAAAAUGAGGAAGGAAGCCCCCAGCCGCUAGGAAUGGGAUGGGCAUGCCCUCAUGAACCCGAAUCCCAUUUUCUCUUGUAGAAAGUAAGACGCCGAUGAAAUCGUAGAAUGUUUUUAAAGUGUCUUUUUCACAAUCAUGUACUAGGAAGCCAAUUUCAUACUAAACUGAUUAAAUAAUACAUUUAUGAUCUAAAACUGUUUGCACUUACAGCUUUUUUGUAAAUAGAAACUAUAAUUUAUUGUCUAUUUUAUAUCUGUUUUGCUGUAACAUUUAAGGAAAGACCAGACUUUUUUUUCUUUUUUUAAAAGAGUUUAUUUAGAAAGUAUCAUAGUGUAAACAAAUUGUACCACUUGGAUUUUCUCUUAAUACAAGACUCAUGAUGCAAAGCUGAAGCCACUCAUGAGGAUUGUGCUUCUCUAGAAAGUUGGGGUUUUAAAAGAACAUCUGUGAACCAUACAUAAUUAAUAAAGAUUUCCUUUAAGGCA
Molecule: messenger RNA, 3050 nt
Organism: Neofelis nebulosa (Clouded leopard)
Lineage: Eukaryota; Metazoa; Chordata; Mammalia; Carnivora; Felidae
Gene: BMP6
Product: bone morphogenetic protein 6
Exons: 7
Coding region: 97-1605 (502 amino acids)
Biological process (GO): SMAD protein signal transduction
Cellular component (GO): extracellular region
Molecular function (GO): growth factor activity; cytokine activity
Source: RefSeq, a predicted model, not a curated record